Messenger RNA from Pelobates cultripes (western spadefoot toad), 16795 nucleotides. NCBI's taxonomy places the organism in Eukaryota, Metazoa, Chordata, Amphibia, Anura, Pelobatidae. The record is from the annotation of a GenBank genome assembly.
AAAUUAUUGUAAAAUGAUGCAUGUCCCUUUAACUGACACUUAUUUUUAUUCUUUCUACCCCCACCCCUUUAUAUCCUUUAGGAUUCCAUGUAAUUCCAACCCUGUCAAAUGUUGUUCCAGAAAGCUGCCUUCUGAUUGUUGUUGGUCUUCUGGUGGGUGGACUUAUAAAAGCAGUGGGUGAAACUCCUCCAGUUUUAAGGUCGGAUGUGUUUUUCCUGUUCUUGCUGCCCCCUAUUAUCCUUGAUGCAGGAUACUUUCUCCCACUGCGUCCUUUUUCUGAGAAUUUGGGGACUAUUUUAAUGUUUGCUGUGGUGGGCACACUGUGGAAUACUUUUUUCUUGGGUUCUCUGCUGUAUGCUGUGUGCCAGAUUGGAGGUCCACAGCUUUCAAACGUCAACCUCUUGGCCAAUUUGUUGUUUGGCAGCAUUAUUUCUGCAGUGGACCCAGUAGCUGUGUUGGCGGUUUUCGAAGAGAUCCAUAUUAAUGAACUUCUUCACAUCCUGGUAUUUGGAGAGUCUUUGCUUAAUGAUGCCGUCACUGUGGUAAGUUGUAUUUUUUUUUUCCUUCUUGUAGAACAUCAUUAGAUAUCUUUUGUAAAAUGUUAAACUAUUUAGUCUACUAGAAAUUGUUGCAAGUUGCGUUUAAGUUAUUUUUAAACAUUGCUUUUACUUUUAUUUUUGUUUGUUUGAAAAUGAGACACCAUAGUCCAACAUUUUUUUGAUUACUUUUUUUCUCACAUUUAUUACAAUUUACCUCAGAAAGACCCAUGUCCAUAAUGUCCAUAAUAUCUAUGCAUUUUUUUCACCGCUUCUUGUGUCUAUUGGUUUCAUUACUCUUGGAUGCAAAUACUUGUUAUUUAUCCAGUGGAUAUUUUUCCUGCACAGGAACCAUAGUAAAAACCAGUGGCCCAGCUUGUCACACCAGUAAAAUAAAAUAUAUUUCAAGGAGUUUUCCUUUGCCAAACUUAGGAGCAAUUGACUACCUUACAUCCCCCAAAUAAGAAUUCAAUCUGUAUGUUGUGAAACUAAUAAUUAUGGCCCCAGCUAACAUACACACUCAAGUAUCCAAUAACACCUGGCGUUCCUUGGCACUUGAAGGGAUUUAACCCUGGUGGUACGUUUAAUGUAUGGUCUCUGCUGUCAGUGUGCUUGUUAAGGAGUUAAAAUGAUAAACAGACUUAAUCAACAAUAGGUUUGAAUGUUGAAAAUGGCCAACUUAGACUACUAAGGCAGUAUUUUUACUUAAAGGCCUCUAAAUUCCAUAUGACUGCUAUCACUGACUCCGUGUGACUGAUUGCAUCUUUCUGUGGAUAUGGUGGAGGAGAUUUAUCAAAGUGUUUUGUUAUAAAAAGUGGUGCAAAAAUGUAUAAACUGGUGCCAUAGUAAAUGUCCCACAUUUUGUAGUAGGUUUUUUUUAUUUAUUUUUUAUUUUUUUUAAACAGCACUUCUACCAAAUUGGAAAAGCUUUCUCAUGUUUUCCUUUCAUACAGGUUCUUAACUUGAGUUUCCCAUCCUGCCCCAUUAGCCUUCAUGUUACUUUGCUUAUAAUUGAAUAAUCUUUUUGUUUUAUUACUUCUCACAACAUAUGCUAUACUGUGGCUUUAUUCAAAACAGAUUAUUUUUUUUUAUUCUCCAUUCAGUAGUUCUUUCUGUCUUCCUGUUUGAAUACUAUAAUUUUUUUUCUCAUACAUUCUCUCUAUUCAUAGGUCCUUUACCACUUAUUUGAAGAAUAUGCUGCCCUGGAUCAACUCUCGUUCCGUGAUAUUUCACUGGGGUUCCUGAGUUUCUUUGUGGUGGCCCUUGGAGGGGUGUUUGUAGGAGUGGUUUAUGGAAUAAUUGGAGCCUUCACCUCCCGCUUCACCUCUCACAUCCGUGUCAUCGAGCCACUCUUUGUAUUCCUAUAUAGUUACAUGGCAUAUCUGUCUGCGGAACUAUUCCAUCUCUCUGGCAUUAUGGCGUGAGUCUCUCCUUUCUCAUCACCUUUUUGUGUACCCACUAAUAGUAAUUUUUCUAUUUUACCACUGUCAAGUCUUUUUACUCAUCCUCUAUUAUCAUCUUUUACAGCUACAAUUCCUAAUUGUGUCUCUAUGGACUCUCAUGUGUGCCUUCACUUUCAAGUCUCAUAAUUCCAUGUUCUUUGUAUCCUGCCUUUAUCCCAAUUUCAGCACAAAUUUCAUCUCAUUCUGACCAUUCUCUUUUGAUUGCCUGCAUUCUAUUCCUGUCCCAUUUUAUGCUCUCUUUAGUUUGUCAAGCUAUCUUCAUGGGCACUUGUUAUGUUAUGUUUUUGUUUUAUUUUUGGUCAAUCUAAGUGUUUUGUUUGUAAUUUAGUCUUAUAGCCUCUGGAGUGGUAAUGAGACCAUACGUUGAAGCUAAUAUUUCCCACAAGUCACACACUACCAUCAAAUACUUCCUGAAGAUGUGGAGCAGUGUAAGCGAGACGUUAAUUUUCAUCUUUUUGGGGGUGUCCACCGUAGCUGGACCUCACUCUUGGAACUGGACCUAUGUCAUCAGCACCCUUAUCUUCUGUCUGAUAGCACGUGUUCUUGGUAUGCUGACAUACAUUUUAACUUGUUUUAACACUGGUGAUAAUAGGCUUAACUGUGCUCAAAUCUGUUUGUAUGUGUCCUCUAUUUACUGUUAAAAGUAGUUGGACAAAAUGCUGCCUUGCUGGUUCGAUUUUUAAAUAUGUCCUCCGUUAUUUAUGAUUUUAACCAGCUCACUGGAACGGUGAUUUCCUUUGAAGGGUGGGAAUGGGAAUUGAUGGAAGCAAACUCAACAUGGUCAUACCUAUGUGACAUACAAGGAUUUAUGGAUUUAAUUAUGCAAGUGUCACUAUAGUUGUAGGUAUAUAUAAUUCCAUUUCUUCAUGAAUUAGUCUGGAGGUGGAAGGUAAGAGGCAGAGUUGACACAGUAUGCAGUUUGCUGGUGGAGGAGUCAUCAAGGAAAGAGGCCACUGUACUACAUACAAGUGAUGAUUCUGUCCUCCUACACCUACAGUGUUGCAAAAGCACAGAAACAUUCAGCUAAGUUUUUUUGUAUCUAUUGCAAUUGAACUUUUUAUUUUCCUCCUCACUGAAAGCUUUCCCACUGCACUAUGUCUCUCCUAUUUUAAGUAAACUAUUAAAAAUAGCUGUAUUAUAAACCUCAUGCAAAUUGGGAAUCUCCCCCAGAGUUGCUGUUUUGACCUGAUGGGAAGUUCAAUUUCCAUUUCUUAAUUAGGGAAUUAAUUAACACAAUUAUGUUUUUGGACUCCAAAUUGGUUUUAGGGCUGGCCUAUCAUGACCAGCAAUGAAUAAACAAUACUUAUAUUGGACAUCAAGUCAAUUGUGUGGCUUAGCAUAACCCUACAUAAGUAUAACUCCAGCAUUUCUAACAAAUGCCUUUUUAGAUUGAAGGUUUUCUGAGACAUGAUCACAGAUAUGUAAUGAGCGGUACUAUAAUCAUCAAAAUAUAAAGGCUUUUUAUAGACUUACAAAGUUGGUCCAUGGAUAUAUAUAUAUAUUUUUUUUUUUUUUGCUUCCUUCCCUGUCUGCUAUAUUAAUAAAAUGUCAAGUACUUUCACAGUGAUAUUGUUUAUCUUGUGAUAAGCAGUUGCACAAUUGUUAUACAAUACUGUGUACUCACUGUGUGAAUUAUAACACUAAAAUUUCCGCAAUACUGGCACAAGGGUGAUGACUACACAUCUGUAGCUUACAAGCUAGGAUUGGGACUGAUCUGCAAGGCCUGGGAGUGGACAACUUGUUCAGUAAUGCUCUGAUAACAUCUGGACUACUGGUACUACAGUUGGUUACCUCAGUGGUGGUCCAAACACUGGUGGAGUGCUGUGGGAGCCUUUCAUUUCCUAACUGGUUUCUCUUCUGUUAUCUAAACCGCUAUUAAAUGCAGUGCUGUUGCUCACAAUUGAGCAGUGAGAGGUGGUUUGGGAUGGCUAUGCAAUGUUGGAAAGGAUCUUGAGGGAAACCUUAAUUGUGGGGGUAACCAUGUAUGUUGUACCCAGGUAACAUAAACCUCUAUACCCUGUGAUAUACUUAAAAAUGGAACAUAAGUGUAUAUUUUCUGGUAAAGUAUUUAUGCUCUGAAUUUCUUUUCACUAGGUGUCCUUGGCCUGACUUGGUUCAUUAACAAAUUUCGAAUAGUGAAACUGACUCCAAAGGACCAAUUUAUUAUAGCAUAUGGAGGUCUACGAGGAGCUAUUGCUUUCUCUCUGGGAUAUCUGCUGGAUAGUAAACAUUUCCCAAGAGAUAUGUUCCUUACUGCAAUCAUCACAGUCAUCUUCUUCACUGUCUUUGUUCAGGUAAAUGUGGUGGUGCGGGUUGGUGAAAAAUAUUCGGAGGACAUGAUAUAUAUGGAGAAACUAAAUGAUAUAGAUGGAGAAAUGGGAUAUUAAUGGAUAGUUCCUCUUUCUUGGAAAAUAAGUUGCUACAACACAAAACCUUUUUUUAAUUUUAAUUUUUUAAAGAAAUUCGUUCCAUGUUGGUCGUCCAGUGGCCAUGAUAUUCAGUCUGCAGCUCGGCUGGGUGCAGAGCUGCAGACCAUGUGUCUCACCAGGGCUGAUCCUGGCUGGCUGCAGGCCUCUUUCAUUCGCCAGCAGAUGUCUGUUUACACCACCAAUCUGUUUGUGUGUCUCUUUCUUCCCCCAGCCCUUUGUCCAUCUGUUUCUCCCCCAACUCCUUUGUGUCUUUUUCCCCUUCCCCAGUCCAUCUGUCUCUCUCUUGUGCCCACCAGCCCCUAUGUGAGUGUUUGUCUCCCCUCAGCCCAGGGCCAGACUGGGGAUACGAAGCAGCCCUGGAAGAAAAAUUUAUGCCAGCCCCAUAAGUCAUUGCGCCAUAUAUUGCCAUAUGUAAUAUGUAAGUCAAUGUCUUGCCACCCCAGAUGGUUGAGUAAUAUAUAUUUCGAAUAUAUAUUGCUUUUUCAGAGAAAAAUGUUUAAUUAUACAGUAAGCAUACUCACAUGCAAACACAGACAAUCUCACUGACACACACAAGCUCAUUGAUACACAGCCUCAUAGAUAAACAAUGUCUCUGAUAUACAUAAGCUCAUUGGCAUAAAAACACAAGCAAGCUCACUCACUAGCAAGCACACACACGCAUGCAAGCUCACUCACUCACUCACUAGCAGGCACACACACACAGCUUAAUGUAGUGGUUCUGGUGUCUAUAGCCUGUCCCUGCAGGCUUUUCAAUGUAAACACUGACUUUUCCGAGAAAUGGCAGUGUUUACAUUGCUUCCUAGUGACACCUCUAGUUACAGUCACUCAGUCACUAGAGGUGCUUCCCGUGUCAGUGCUGCACAGUGUGCAGCACCUACAUUCAGGGCCUUUGCAGCCAAUCCAAUGGCCGAGCAUUGGAUUGGCUGAGAUCAUCAAGCUUGAUGAUCUCAGCCAUAGAGGAAGGGCCAGUCGAGGGGAGACCAGCAGGGAGUAAAAACUCUUUUUAAAUACACACAGACACCCCAUGGCAGACAGACACCGAUUACCUGUGGGUAACCGGCUGGGUGUGCUAGUGGCUUCUGGGGGAGGUCUGCUGGCGGCUGCUGGGGGAGCUGGCUGCUCUCUCUGCUCCCCCGCCCUCAUGCGCAGCUUAAUGAGACCGGGGCCGGAAUAUGACCCAGGUGUCUGCCCGGCCCCAGGUGCAGACGGCCGGUGGGCCAGUCUGGCCCUGCCUCAGCCCCUCUGUGUCUUUGUCCCAUCCGAGCCCCUGUGUGUCUGUGUCCCCAGCCCAUAUGUGUGUCACCCUGUGCCCCCCAGAUCUUCUUUGUGCCUUUUCCCUCCAGGCACCUCUGUGUGUCUUUGUGCUCUUCCCCCCCCCCCUCCUGUGCCCUCUUUAGCCCCCCUCUCCUACUGUGUACUCUUUAGCCCCCCUCCCUUCUUACCCUUAUGUAGCCCCUCAUCCCUCCUGUGCCCUUUUUAGCCUCUCUCCCCUUGUGUAGCCCCCUUCCAUCCUGUGCUUUUCUGUAACCCUAUCCCCUCCUGUGCUUUUCUGUAACCCUAUCCCCUCCUGUGCUCUUCUGUAACCCUCUUUCUCUCCCCCUCUUUCUCUCCUGUGCCCUUACGUAGCUCUUGUUCCUUCACCCCUCAUGUGCCCUCUUUAGCACCUUUUUUCUCCUGUGCCCUUAUGUUGCACCCCUCCCCUGUGUCUGCUCACCUUCCAGCCUAGCUAGAAACCGCAGACAGAAGUUCAAAUGUUCUACCAGUUCCGCACAGAUCCAGUUUCCUGCUGGCCAGUUUUGCUUUAAAAGCUGGAUCAGGAGAAGCUUGUGACGCAAAACACUUCAUCUGAAGAGGCAUGACCAACAGGAGACAGAUGUUAGAUACUUGCCUAAAGACCUUAUUCCCUGUAUUUGUAAAUGUUAAUAUAUUUGUACAUUUUUCGUAUAAAGGGGAUGACAAUACGUCCUCUUGUGGAGCUGUUGGCAGUGAAGAAAAAACAGGAAAGCAAACGGUCUAUUAAUGAGGAGAUCCACACACAGGUAAGAUUCCAGUGCACCCCAGACUUGCAUUUUGAAAUGUUCCUGCAUAUGUGUUUGCAAGUAUACUCCUGUUUUAUAUGACCACCUACCAGUGUAUUCAUGUAUCGAAGAUUCCAAAGUACUAAACGUCUUCCUUUCUGUAUGUCUUUCUUCUUAAAAAGCAGUGUAUAAUUCAGAACCAGAUUUCUAUUAAAUUAAUACUUUAAUAACAUUCCUAGCAUACCCUGCAGUUGAACAAUCCAAUUUUAGACUAAUGCUGCUCUCCUUUUUUCCCCUAUUAGUUUUUGGAUCAUCUUCUGACAGGAAUUGAGGAUAUCUGUGGUCACUACGGCCACCAUCAUUGGAAGGAUAAGUAUGUUACCUUGAUUGUAGUAACAUAAAGUUACACAAAAAGUAGACUAUAAAAGCUUAAAUGUAAUCUUAUGUAACACCGGUGCAGUAGAUGUUUACAGCUCGUAUUAAUGAAGCAAAAUGCCCUAAUUUACCUUACCAUUGCCCUCCAGUUUUGAACAGUUUGACACCUUUUCAGGAUAAAAACCUAGCAAGUGAAAGUUCACUGGUCUAGGUUUGGAAUUGAAGGGCAGUGAAGAUAAAUGAGCAUUCUACAGAUGUUUACAUAAAACCCUUAUUACUAAAUAUAGAAUAGUAACUAUACUUGCCUUUCAUCCACCUGUUCACCAUUGAUGAGAAAGAGAUGCUUCGAGAUGACACAGCCAGCGUCGCUUAAACUAUAACUGUGCACUGGGCCGGCCAUUAGGUGCCCUGUGCGAAAAGUCUUCAUGGCGCCCCUCCCCAGUCAUACACCUUCAUCCAUAUAUAUGUUUAUGUGUAUAGGUGCGUAGGCUUGUAUAGAGGAUUUACAGGCAGACAGUUACAGGCAGACAGUCGCACGCGCUCAGUUACAGGCAGACAGUCGCACGCGCUCACACACAGUUAAAGUCACACGCGGGCGGGCAUGCAUGCAGUUAAAGUCACACACAGGCAUGCACACUCAGUUAAAGUCACACACAGGCAUGCACACUCAGUUAAAGUCACACACAGGCAGGCGGACAGUCGCAUAGGCAGGCAGUCGCGCGCGCACACACACGCACUUACCUCUUUCCAUUACGACUGGAAGGGAGGAGUGGAGGCAGUGCAGCUAUAGUCUAGUUGUAAGCAGGGACUCCUGCCUCUGCAGCCAUUUAACACCACCUCUUCCACUAGUAAGCCCCCCUUGCUGCUGUUCUAUUUUUUUUCAUAGUCCAGGGGACCUGAUUUGGCACCCCCUGCACUCCUGUCACCUGGCCGUGUGUGAGGUCUGUCAGCCACAUGGCGCCCCGUGCUCCCUGACUGUGAGAGGUAAUUUCUUUCUCACAUGCAACUUGUCUUCAAGUUUACAUGCAUGGAAGUACUGGGAAUUGAAAGGUAGAUAUAAUUCCUCUAGUCUACUGAUGUGCAUAAAGCAGUGUAGCAACACUUGUAAAGCGUGAAUUACACUUUGACUUACAUUGAAAGCUGUAAACAGAUUAAUAACCAAAAUUUAAUUCUCCAACUAGGCUGAACCGUUUCAAUAAGACUUAUGUGAAGAAGUGCCUUAUUGCUGGAGAAAGGUCUACAGAGCCACAAUUGAUUGCCUUCUAUCACAAAAUGGAAAUGAAGCAGGCAAUAGAGUUGGUAGAGAGCGGUGGUGUUGGAAAGAUCCCUUCAACAGUGUCCAUGCAGUGAGUUGGUUUGAGAGAAUCUUUGUUUGCACAUGGUUGGUUAAGUGCAAAAAUGUAGGGACUAGUGGAAAUUGUCCAAGAGCAGCUCGGGAGGGAAAUUGAUGGUGGGGGAAAAAAGCCAACAUGUGAAUAAAAAUUACUUUUUUGUUGAGAAUGUCAAAGGAUCACUUCAUUGAAACCUAUUUUAAUUAGGAAUGUAGUAGAUAUAUUCCCAAAGAAAACAUGAAUUAUUUUUUUUCCUGUAUGCAAAAGCUGCAGACUUCAUACAGUCUGUGCAAGGGAAUUGACAAACUGGAGGGUUCUUGUUGAGCAUUACACACGUAGGUACAAAGGAGCAAUCGAGACCAUAAAAAGCAGACCCAGAUGUAACAAAAUAAUUGGGUAAAAGUGUAGGAAAGGCUCCACCAUUGACCAAAAAAAAUUCCUACCGCACACAAAAUAAUUACCUGCCAGGGUUAACUCCACCUCUGUCUGUCUGGUAGACAGACACUAGAGAGACUUCUGGAUGGUUAGGUGACUUUUGGUAAGCAUAAGCAUUGAAAGUCAUGUUUCAGUGUUUGCAGAUGACGCAAAACUUUGUACAGUAAUACAGUGUGAGCAAGAUAGUACUUUGCUGCAGAGGGAUUCUGAUUGGGGGUCUGAUUACUCAAAUGGCAGAUUAAAUUUAAUGUAAAAAAAUGCAGAGUUAUGCACUGCAGGGUAAAGAAUGCACAAGCAACUAAUACUCUAAAUCAGCAGUUCCCAAAUUGUGUGCCGGAUGCCAUGAAAUAUUUCCCCAGUGCUAUGAUCAUAUGAUCAUAGCACUGGGAACCAUCCGUGCUUUGCUCUCCCCUGCUGGCUCUGCACAUACACACAAUUACCCCUCCCAUACACACAAUACACCAUAUAGAUCCAGUAAUUCAGGAAGCAGAAUUAUUUUGUGUUUUCUUAUUCACUGUAGGUCUAUACAAUUCCUGGGCAAAUAAAUAGCCAUGUUUAUUUUGGGAUUUGAGUUGUGAUAUUGAUCAGGUGAAAGUGCUGUGAUUUAUUAAUUACUCUGAAUAUUCCUUCUGUGUAGGAACAUUCAGCCUAGGCCUAAGACAAUAGAAAGAUUUAUCCCAACUUUGUCAAAGGUGAAAGAGGAGGAGAUUCGCAAAAUCCUUCGCACUAACUUGCAGAAGACACGUCAGAGGGUGAGAACAAUUUUUAACCGAAAACAAUCUAAGCUUCCAUCCACUUCCUCUUAGCUUUCAGUAUUCAUAGUACCUUUGUUUUUUGUUUUUUCUGUGCAUUUAACUAUUUCUUUGUUUAUCGUCCAAACUGUGUGCAAUUCUAAACUUUUUUGUUCACUUUGCUUCCCUCAGCUGCGCUCUUAUAACAGGCAUACACUAGUGGCUGAUCCAUAUGAAGAUGCCUGGAACCAGAUGUUAAUCCGCAGACAGAAAUUACACCACAUUGAACAGAGGGUGAGAUGGGCAACUUUAGAAGAGUUGAUUAUUAAUGAAGCUGAAGCAAAGAACUCGGAAGAGAGGCUAAUGUAUAGAAUAAGGGUUUGUGUGUAACUGAAUAAAACUGAACUGGGAUUAAGAAGAAUGUGGGGAAAAUAAAAACAUUAAGAUGAUGGAAAAGGAAACAAAUGAAAGACUGCACUUGUAAUGCAUGGGAGCAAAUAGUUGAAAACGAAUAUGAAGAUUGUAUAAUUUGAGUUGUAAUAUGGCUUUCCUCUUUAAUUUUUUUAUUUUUUUAUUUUAGACAAACAACUUCCUAACUGUCCCUGCACACAAACUGGACUCCCCCACUCUGUCUAGGGCUCGUGUGGGCUCAGGUGAGGAUUAAUGACUGGAGUGGAUCUAAUCUAUAUAAUUUUCAAUAUUUCUUGUUAGUAUGCCUUCAUCUACCGGAUAGUCCUGCCAAAGAAACUACUAACAAGUUUUAAAAGAUGCACACUUAAAACUUUAGCUGCACGAUAGGCCAUUACCCACACAUGAACAUUCCAUUAUUUGCCAUUCCUUCUUGCAUGCGAGGCAGUCCUCCAUUUCUACAUGGAUUAAAAAAAUAAAUCAUAAUAUAAUCACUUGUUUCUUUUUGGUAUCCCAACAGGAGGUACUCAUUGCUUCUGGGUAGUUCCAACACUCUAUAGGUGUACUUGUAAUGCUAUUCUUUUCUCUGAGUACCUCUCAGGAGCUUGUAGUGUGGACCUAUUCUUCUGCGGGCUUGCUUUCUUUCUAGCAUAGGGGCAUGAUAUUCUAAGUGCUCAAUUCCUGGAUCAUGAGACUAUCCUGAAUCAAGCCAAGAAAAUGUCGGUAUUUAUCUUAAGUAUUGGAAAAACAUUUCCUAUUUUCAUUUAAAAGUCAAAGGCCAUAAUCAUUCAAUAUAACCAGCUUGGCUAGAUAAGUAGUCUUUUGAUAAGAGCCUCAAGUGGAGAGAUGUUAAAGUAUUUUCCCUUUUAGAAAUUUGGCAAAAUAACCUCCUGAUGAACUUGAGAUUUAAAGCGAUUUCUAAUCUUCAUGUUCAAGUCAGAGGGGUGGGUAGUUUCUUAUAGGAACUUAAAUCUUCUCCUUUUGACUUUUGUGAGGUGCCUUUUAGGACCUCUAGAAGACAUUCUUUUUAAGUUAUUCACUUUGGAAGCUGACCACAACUAUCACUUCACCCCUUUCGAGUAAAAUGCUUUACAUGAUUUUACCAUUGGAUAAAGUGGUUUUAAUGCAGUCACAAUCACUGUAUCUCCAGGUGUCAUCAGACAAGACUUUCUAAGGGUGCUAUAUUAACCUACUUUUUGUCCCAAAGUCAGAUUUAGGAAAAAAAUAUUUAAUUGCCCGGAUGUAUGGAUAGCCUUAUUACAAGCAGGUAGUACACAGUCUACGCCAAACAUAUCAAACUCAAAGCACAUGUCAACUAAACUCUAGCACGUGCCAACUAAACAAGGUUUAAGUUUAUGUGGGCCGCAAAAAAAAAACUUACAUUUUCAUAGAAACUUAGGUUUAUUUUGAAAAGUACAGUAUAAAAAAAACGCAUCCCCCUCUCCUAAAUCCCAGUGUCCCCCCCCUUACUAAAUCUCACUUCUCCCUUUAUACUAAAUCCAAGCCCAUCUCCUAUACUAAAUCAUUGCCCCUGUUUAAAAGACACUAUUAGCCAACAAGCAGACUCCACUCACAUUGCCACUGCCAGUAUGCUGCUACGGAGUCCAGCCUCUGGUAUACCCCCAAUGGCGCCAUCCGCACCCUGUGAAGGUGGAGCACGUGAACGUCAUUUCAGAAUGUGGCGUUGCGUGCCUCCGUGCACCUCCAGGUCCUCCACUGUCCAGCCACGGCCAUCGCAACAUUCACCGACACACACUCACUGACACACACACACACACAUACACUCACUGACAGACACGCAUACACACACACAUUUACAUCCUUGUACACACUCACAAAUCAUUUUAUUUAUUGCUGAUUGCUUCCUACCUUUGGGAGCUGGUGUGGGGCCUCUACAUGGGAUCCAGUGGGGAUCUUCUCUCUGGAGGUCUCCCUUCCUGUUCUCUCACGUGCGCUGUUUAGAAAUGCCGGGCCACAAUGACUUCAUAUUCCAGCACCCGGCAUCACAACAGAGGGUGCACGCGAGCAGCGAGGAGCAGGAAGACCAGACUGCGCUUGCUACUGCCAGCUUCCUGUUUCCUCUCCACCUGGCCUGUUUUAAAUUUCUGCAGAGUAAGAACCUGCAAUGUGGGGAGAGCAGGUACCUACUCUGCCUUAACAGUAAGCACAGCUCCGGGGGUGCCCCUAGUUGGCCAGCUGCCCACCAAUUGGGCUCCAUAUUACACUCAAUCUACUCGCUUCUAGCUGGGCCACAUAUAUAUUCAUUGUGGUCCGUGAGUUUGACAAGCUUGGUCUACACUGUUCUUGAAACAGGAUAAAAAGACACUCAUGUUGUAUUACUUUGAAGGUUUCCCCAGCCAAAUGGAUAAAGUUCACUAUUCUAACAGCAUUUGAGAAAGCAUGUUUGUUACCAAUGGGAAUAUUCAAAGCAUUAUACGCUUCCUGAGCAGCUAAAGCAGGAGUAUCGGCUGACCAAAUAUGCAAAGGCUCCUCCAGCCAUACCUGAUGUACACUUCAGUUUGAUGUCUUAAAUGUAUAAAAUGUGGUUAUCAUAAACCACUUUUAUUAGUUAAUGUUGCCUGUAUGAAGGUCAUUUGAAUUGGGUACAGUGUUAUUAGAAUAUAAUUUGUAUUUAGUCUUGGUUAUUUUAGUGUUAAAUUUGAAAUUUACAUUACAUGAAUUCCUUACAAAUAAAAAUUUCCAAACUGUCAGCAUAGCUGACUUGGAUUUAGUUUUUUUCUUAAUUUUGGCCUUUGAAAUUCACUCUGCAUUCCAGGUGAGAUUUUUUUUUCUUUUUCAUUUCCAGAACUUACAUGUCAGCUUCCAACUCCUUCUAGUAUUUCCAACACCUCUUGCUUCCCUUUUAUUUAAUUUGUUUCUCUUUCUCUUCCCCAUAAAUAGUGCAGAUUGUACCACUUGCAUUUUCUUUCCCAUCCCCUUCAAUCCCUCACCUUAUUUCUCCUUUGAGGCCUUUAACAUCUCGUCAUGUCUUUUUUCCAUUGGGUGAGUGCAGUUGCCCAUCUUUAACCCCCAUGGUAGUUUUAUUUUUAUUUUUGCCUUUUUUUGCCUUCUCCCUGUUCUUUCCGGUCAUACUUUCUAUCAUCUUAAUUCUGCCUAAAUAUUGUUUUCUCGUAACUAUACUUUUUAUUCCGUCCUCCCUUACUGCCAUCAAGUAAUUAGAUGUUCUUCACAAAACUGCAAUAGGACCUACAACAUGGAAUCUAUGACAUGAUAGACAUUACAUACUGUUACAAUAUGCCUUUCCCCUUUGUGCUAUCAAAUGACAACCACAAUGCCUUCUUAGACUUGACCUAUAUGGUCUCUUAAAUAGUCUGGUUGACUCUGAAUCUAAUCACAAUUUUCUUUUCACUAUUCCUUAGACCCCCUUGCCUAUGAACCUAAACCAGAUUCUGAAGGUCUCCCAAUGAUCACUAUAGACCCUGCAUCACCAGAGUCUGUAGAGAUGAUGAAUGAGACACAAGAGGACGAGGAUGAAAUUGGUAUCACCAUGAAGAUCCAGGAACCUCCCUCACCUGGAGCAGAUGAUGUUUUUGCCCCUAGUGAUAGUCCAAACUCUCAACGUCUUCAGCGCUGCUUGAGUGACCCAGGGCCCCAACCAGAGGAGAGCCAACCUUUCCUUCAAAAGCCAGAGUGAUUCCUUUGACAUACUGAACUGUGCAAGAUAGCAGUGGGCCUACAUCAGAAGAAAAUGUAUCGAAGUUUUUAUAUAUAUAUAUAUAUAUAUAUAUAUAUAUAUAUUUAUUUUUAUCCCCAUGCCUCAACACAGCUAUUAUUGUCUGUUAUCAUUAUCCUUUUGUACACUUCUUUUCAACUUUGUCCCUUUCUCUGGUUAUCGAUCACACUGUUUUCCCUUCUCCUUUUAUUUUAUUUUAUUUAUAUAAUUUUUUUUUAUUGGGACUUUAAUUACCAGGCCUGUUUUCUCAUUCAUUCCCACCUAUUCUUUUUUUAAAUUUGUUUCUAACCAAAGAAUAUUGAAUUUAUUUGUAUAUUUGGUUCACAUCAUAUCACAUUUUUGUACAUGGUACUUUUUGCUGUAUUUUAAUUCAUAUGUAUGCUCUAUUUUUGAUUGCUGAUUGCAAUGGGAGUGGUUUUUAAAGGGCUUCCUUUGCAAAUAUGUAUUUGAAAGGGGUUAGUGAGUGUUCUCUCCUAUUUGUAAUCUGUGCAGCUGAUGCAAGAUGGAUGUUGUGAAGAGUUAAUGCCAGGAACUAGCAAAUCUCUAAGAAUUUUAGCCUAUUUGUAGUUGGGCACUGCCCUGCUCCACAAGAGCAUAGUAUGGGCCGUUUAAGUCACUUGAACAUUCCAAUACACAUGGAUUCACAAGAAAAUCUUCUUAACCCCUUAAGGACACAACUUUUGAAAUAAAAGGGAAUCAUGACGAAAUAUUUCCGUCAUGUGUCCCUAAGGGGUUAACCCCUUGAGGUUCAGCAAAUUUUUCCAUCCAUCCUAUACCAGCAAGGAAUGUCAAUCGUGUUUAACAGUUUUGUCCUGAUGCUAAAUUAUGAGAACAUUUUGGAAAAGGUUAAGACCAGGUUAACUCUUAAAUUAUAAAAAAUAAAGACUUUGGGGAAAAACCAAUGUUUUUCAGACACGAGUAAUUGUUGCUUUAAGAUUCAAAGAAUUUAUCAGUCAAGGAAUGAGUUCCUGUACACAAAUUUCACAACUAGACAUCUUAGCAUCCCAGCUGCAAGUUCUUUCAUGUGAAUGUAUAAAAACAAAGUGUGUAUAUACAUACACACGUGUGCACAUUAGCUUUGACCCCCAACACACCAGCAGCAAAUAUGUUAAAACAGAAAUCACUGUAUAGACCAAUGUUUGUUUAUUUAGAAUGCAUUACUUCCUCAUUCACCACAAUGGGGCAUUUAUAUGGAUAGGCAAUGGGGAAGUAUUAAAUUAUUAUAAAAUUCUUUGUGAGCGUUGUAAAAAUUACAUGAAAUGUAUGUAUUUGUUCUCACAAAGUAUAGGACAAGAGCUAUUACCGUUACCAAGCUAGUCACUCCAUGCUUGUUGGAAUUACAAAACUAAUACUAUCCUCUUUAUUCAUAAGGCGCCUACAUAUUCAACAGUAAUGUAGAGUGGGUAGGCCUACCACACUAUACAGAUAAAGUGGGACAAGUUGGGUGAUUGGAAAACAAGUGAUGAUUGCUCUGCUUAAACGAGCUACAUCAUUUAUGAAUUUAUCUUGCUCUUGCCGUAAGGGCAAAUAUUUUAGUGCACCAUUGGGAACACAUGCUUUUCACUUAGCACGGCUUCUACAAAUGUGUAUAUAAGAGAAAAAAAUAUAUAUAUAAUUGUGCAAUAAUAACAGUGCCAGCAACUGCGUCCGUGUGUGAGGGGAGUGUGCAAAUGCAUAAUGUGCCUUUGCUCUGCACGUCUAAGAAUGUGUUGUAUGAAGUGACGAAAUGUGUGUAUAUUCACAUACGUGUAGGGGUGCCUUUGGGUGCACAGUUUUCCCACACAUGAUAGCGCUCUAAUUUUAUCAUUAGAAGAGAGUGUUUCUGGCAUAUGUGACAAAAACUAGGAUUUCUUUUUAUUUGAAGAUUACAAAAUAAAUGUAAAUUUUUAAUGCGGUCCCUUGUUUUUGUUGUUUUUUUUCCAUUCUCUUCCUCUUUAAGGUUUGACGUUCACUUCCUUGUAGUAACACAGGUGUCGCCACUAGAUGGUGGUACAUCCAUACUCUUGCAUUUGUCUAGCCAGUGCUUUGAUGAAUUGCCCUAAUCCAUUAACUACAAGUUAUUUGUUUACAUUGAGACUUAAAUAUAUGCACGUAACAGUGAAAAAGUCUAAAAAACAAAAAGGUGUACAUUUUAAUCUCUGUAUAGACCCUUGCAAUUUAGUACAUGAGAGAAUAUGUAGUGCUUAUGUUUUAUGACCACAUUGUGCAUGAGUUAGGGCUUGAAACUGCAAGAACCUAGCACGUACAUGUUCACUUCAAGAUGAAAACAGGCUCUAGGAAAUGUUUUGUUCAAGAGACUGACUAAUCUGUGUUUGCAAAUACUUCACCAUUUCAAGGCUUGUCCUGUAACAGUAAAUGUGUGCCUUUUCAACAAUGUUGGAACUUUGAAACAAUGGUUUCCAACCACCAUCAACUUGGCUGGAGAAUGCAAGAGAUUUGUUACAUACUAGAUUCCCUUUUGGGUAUGUCUGUAAAUAUUGUAUAGAACAUAUAUUCAGGUACCAUGUUUAAAAGAUAAAUUUCCUCCGUUAAUAAAAUGAAAUAGGAAUGAUUAUAUUUUUUUCCAAGCUGAAAUAUCGCGUUUGUAAAAUGAUGAAAUGAGUGCAAUAAUUGUAGAAAUGCCAGUGCAAACUAAGAAAGAAAUGUGAGUUUUAUUUAAUUGACUCCAUAAGUCAUGUAAUAAAAAAGAUAAAAGGGGGAAAAACUGAGUAUAGCUAUAACUAUGCACAUAGCUCAGGUAGUAACCCUGUACUAACCCAAACUGCAGAAAUGUUGGGGUAUGUACUCUCUCACUAUGUAAAAUUUAUGGUAUGUCCAACAGAUGUUAAAUCUCUAAGAUUUUGGUUUGUUGUUAAAUUUUGUGAUUUUUAUCUGACCUUCCUACAAUGGGUUAUUACAUUUUUAGAUUACUAUGUGAAUAAGCAUAUAUUUGCACUUAUUUUGUUUAAAUCUCAACAACAAAAAAGACAAUGGAUUGUGUGCUGGGGUGCCAACUGGAGAACUUUGACUAGGGCAUUUGAACAGAGAUGACCUGAAUGCACUAUUAUGGCUUCUACAACUCACAUUUUCAAGGUUGCUGUGUCAGUGUUGGCAACCCUUAAGCCAUACAACAUGUGAGCACAUUAAUGUGUUUUAUGCCCCAUUACAAAAGUUAUAUCAUAUUGUUAUUUAACGUUUAAGUACUUCAGCUUUAGCUCAAUCAUAUUAUUUGCACCAUCCUGAGGAGUUAGACAUAUGCAUUUUAUGUUCCUUUUUUCUCUCAACUUUUCGCCUCUGAAACUUUUUUACUGUUUUUUUCUAAAUAGUUCUUCAUAAUUGUAGCUCAACUAUAUAUUUUUAUUUUUGGAAUUCCUCCUAUUAUAUAUAAAUUCUGUU